Molecule: messenger RNA, 1652 nt
Organism: Vitrella brassicaformis
Lineage: Eukaryota; Vitrellaceae
Source: the annotation of a GenBank genome assembly
CCCGUGGCGAAAUGACCAGAUAAAAACUCACACAGACCAGAAACAGAGCUACUGCAGACACAUGCAUCCCUCACAUGGCAGCCGACCGGCUAUUCACGCAGACAGCGGGCCAACAGUAUCGUCCUCGAUCCCCAAUUCCCGCAGGAACGGCCGCAAACGACCCAUGGUGGCGGGGAAACGCUCAUCGAGAGUCCAGCCGUCAGCCACAGCCACAGCCACCUCAGUGGUGUCGAUCUCGAUGAAACCGUAUGUUACCAAUGAAAUCCAUGCCAGAUGCGGGUAUGCAUCCUCCUGACACGGCCCCUGAAGCAGGAACACGAUCCUGCGGUGGGAGAUGGGCCCGACGUACUCAGGCUGCAGCACCCAAAGGUACCCGUGGUCCUUCCACGAGUCGAAGACAAACAUGUCCGCCCCAUCAGCCAUGUCUUUGCUAUGCAGUGCCCGCCAGCGGACGUCGGCGAUGCCGAAGAUGCCCACAUCGACCCCCCACAAGCGCGUCCGCCGCUGCUGAACUGCUGCGCUGUCCAGCAACUGGUUGGCGAUGAAUGACGCAAAGGAACGAUGCAGCAAUAGGUCGCAGCGGAUCGGCGGGUCACGGUGACGAAAGUCUUGGCGGUAGGGGUGCCAGCUGCACAUUUCGAGCAGCUUGACUUCACGAAAGAUCUUGCCGCCCAUGAACAGCAAACGCACGCUGCGCCUAGCACUCUCAGGACCACCUCCAGCGCAAAACAAAAGCCGACAGAGAGGAUGAGGGCCACGGUAAAGUCCGCCAGGAUCGACAGGCACAUCCACCCUAAGGUGCUCCAGAAGGGGUCCUUAGUGAAGAGGCCCACGUACUUGAAGAUGUCCAAAACAAGUUUGGUCAACAAGUAGGUCCAAUAGAGCGGACAUAACACCAAAUACCACCGGCCCUCCAGCCCGUCAAGCAUGCCGGUCAUCAACAUCACCUCAGUCCUUGGUAUCGACCGCCUGACAGCCAUGGUAGUGGUCGUGCUGCUUGUACUGCCCCUGUCGAGUUCAAGGAGGUGGCCGAUAGUGUUGAAGGCGGCCACGGAAGCCGGCAGCCGAUUGAAGAUCGCCGUGUCGGGCAGAUAAUGCGCCACGAGCCACUCAGCGGAUAUCACCAGGGGCAGCCGCCCAGUUGUCACCGCCCCGCAGGCGGUCGCCAGCCGCACCACAGUGGCCAUCUGGCGCCACCCAGCCGCCCUGUCGAUUAUGUGAGCGCACCGACAGAGAUACCCAAAUCGGGAGAGAGACGGGGCGGCUGGCUGUGUGUCACCGGGAUCCCUCUCCACAUCAACGAGGCCGCUCAGCCGCUGCUGUGCGAGGCAUCUGUCGAUGUGGCGCAUCAGGAAGGCCUCAUCGACGGCUUUGCUGAGCGUCCUGCUGGUCGGGCGAACCUUCACAGCCUCAACCAGCGAUAAGAAGGGCAGAACCGCCGCAGAGUAGACGUCAGCCGGGAGCGGCACAGCAACGACAGAUCUCGUGAGAUCUCCGCCCCUCUGAGCGUCAUCCUCAGGCAAGAUGGAGAUGACCACAGACGAGAGCUCCUCAGUGUCGUCCGCUUCGGGGUCGACUUUCUUGUACGAAUGCCGCCACCUCCGCCAUCGCCAAAGGAACCACCUCAUCGCGAACGACCACGGUUGGGAAAA